Epithele typhae is the source of this 213-nucleotide messenger RNA. RefSeq lists its product as uncharacterized. The coding region runs from base 1 to 213 and encodes 70 amino acids. The record is from RefSeq and is a predicted model, not a curated record. The transcript is spliced from 3 exons. NCBI's taxonomy places the organism in Eukaryota, Fungi, Basidiomycota, Agaricomycetes, Polyporales, Epitheliaceae. Gene Ontology annotation, biological process: protein phosphorylation. Gene Ontology annotation, molecular function: protein kinase activity; ATP binding.
AUGCUCAGAAGUCUUGUAUUCCUGCACGCUCGUCGCAUCGCUCAUCUCGACAUUAUAACUGUCAACAUCCUCGCUGAUUACUUCAGGCUCGACAACGACGCGGAAGCACUCGAAACUGACGUGCGCGAGCGUCGGAAUCAAGGCGACAUUGAGCAUACAUUCGCCCUAAUCGACUUCGACGCAUCGAUGCAGCUUCCUAUCAAUGAAUCGUGA